UUGGCCCGGGAGUGUAAUUUUGUUAGAAAAAAGAAUGAAAAAUUGUGAUCCUCCAUUCGUUUAUUAUUGAAAAUGAAAGGAUUAGAAGUAUAAUUUUCUCUCCCUGUCUCGAAAAGAAGUAAGAUUUCCAUAAUUGUUGAGUAAAAAUAAAAUGCUUUAUCAUUGUAUGCUUUAUCAGCGUCGUAAAUCGUUUGUGUUAUUUACUCAAGAAAAGAUAGAGACGAAAGCUGUGUACAUACACCAUGUCUAGAAGAAAACAUGCCCGACCAACAAAGUGCUGUUGAAAAAAACAACUCGUUAGUAGUGUUUUCUGCCGUCAUCGCUUCUAUUGGAGGAAUUCUUUUUGGCUAUGAUAUAGGUAUUAUAUCUGGAGCUCUACUGCAACUUAAAGAAACAUUCACAUUAUCAUAUUUUGAACAAGAACUUGUAGUUUGUGGUGUUCUAAUUGGAGCUUUUUGUGCUUCAUUUUUUGGAGGAAAUGUUGUGGACAGUUUUGGUAGAAAAGCAGGCAUCAUAAUAUCAUGUGGAUUCUUCAUCACAGGAUCUGUCAUCCUUUUCUUAAGUAUCAAUUUUAUUAUGCUUAUCAUUGGUAGAGUCAUCGUAGGAAUAGCAAUUUCAUUAUCAGUAACAGCUGAAUGUACAUACAUUUCAGAGAUAUCUCCACCUAGUUGCCGAGGCAUGAUGGUAUCUUUUAACGAAGUGGGCAUAACAACUGGAUUUCUAAUAGCAUAUCUUAUGAAUUAUAUAUUUAUUUCCAUGAAAAAUGGUUGGAAAUGGAUGUUUGGGGUAGCUAUUUUACCAGCAAUAUUGCAAGGAAUUGGUGUAGCAUUUAUGCCCAGCAGCCAUCAUUAUUUGAUUGCAAAAGGGCAAAUACAAAAAGCACGUGAAGUUCUGAUUCAUUUGAGAAAAUCUGAGAACGUGGAAGAAGAGAUGGAAGCCAUUCUUAAAUCCAUGAGCGAACAAAAGAGUUUCACAUAUAAAGAUCUCUUCAGAUCUGCAUUUAAUAUGAGAAGUAGAAUGUUUCUUGGCAUGACACUAGUCUUUCUUCAACAGUUUUCAGGUAAUGCUAAUGUGUUAUACUAUGCACCGACUGUGUUUCAACAUUUCGGAUACAGCACAGAUACUUCAGCUACGCUUGUUUCUGUUGGUCUAGGAAUUGUUAAGGUGAUUGCUACAAUUAUUACUCUUUUAAUGGUUGAUAGGGUUGGGCGAAGAUCAUUACUUUUAACUGGAAGUGUUUUAAUGGCUCUGAGUAUAAUUCUUUUAGGCAUUGUUGGAACUUUACAACAUUCCUCAAAAACUGAUUUUUCUACAAGGAUAAUUUCAGUUAUAUCUCUUAUGGUGUUUGUAUGUGCCUACAGCAUCAGCUAUGGUCCAGUUACAUGGCUGGUGCUGAGCGAGAUCUUUCCUGGUUCAGUGCGUGGCAGAGCUGUCUCAGUUGCAACAUGCAUUAAUUGGGCAUCCAAUAUUAUUGUAUCUCUUACCUUCUUAGAUGUUCUCAAUGCUAUGGGAAUUGGACCAGUAUUUGUGACUUAUGAAAUUAUAUGCUUUGCUGCAGCAAUAUUUAUAUUCUUUUGUGUUCCUGAAACAAAAAAUAAAUCUCUAGAGGAAAUUAAUCAAGUUCUAACAAAAGGGUUAUUGAAAAAAGGCUGUCGAAAAUACUCAUGUGAAAGAAAUACAGUUGCUGUAGAGCAGCUAUAAGCAUUUUCAUUAAGACAAUCUCACAUUUAUAUUGGUUAAUAAAGUUAUUUUAAAGAGUUUGUUAAAUUAAGAAAAAACUACGCAUGAAGUCAAAUUUGAAGAAAGACUAGAACAAAAACCGAUAUCACCGUUGUUUCGAGAAAUUUCUAUCGAGCCUUACUAUGAUAGAGUUUUUGAUGAAGAAAUAGGAUUAUUGUUAUUUUAGUUUUUUAAACCUCAUAAUGGUUAUUUGAAGUCACAUACAUUUAUUUAACGGUGUUUUGAAAUACAACAAAGAGUUGCACAUAAAAUAAAUAACAUUAAAUGCUAUUACUACAAAUUACUAAAUAUUUUAAGAUUACUUAUUUAUGCAUAUUUUGACAGAUUUUUCACAUUUGCACUUAUCAGACUCGCGAUAUCAUAUCCGUGACCUCCAGAAAAAGCUGUCCAGAUCUGGAUCAUCAUUAAGCGAAAUAAAUUUUUCUUCAUAAAUUA
This is a messenger RNA of Parasteatoda tepidariorum (common house spider), 2175 nucleotides long. Its product is annotated as solute carrier family 2, facilitated glucose transporter member 12. Gene Ontology annotation, biological process: D-glucose transmembrane transport. The record is from RefSeq and is a predicted model, not a curated record. Lineage: Eukaryota; Metazoa; Arthropoda; Arachnida; Araneae; Theridiidae. Gene Ontology annotation, molecular function: D-glucose transmembrane transporter activity. Gene Ontology annotation, cellular component: membrane.